Molecule: messenger RNA, 1186 nt
Organism: Anopheles cruzii
Lineage: Eukaryota; Metazoa; Arthropoda; Insecta; Diptera; Culicidae
Gene: Fib
Product: rRNA 2'-O-methyltransferase fibrillarin
Exons: 3
Coding region: 1-1014 (337 amino acids)
Biological process (GO): rRNA methylation; box C/D sno(s)RNA 3'-end processing
Cellular component (GO): small-subunit processome; nucleolus; box C/D methylation guide snoRNP complex
Molecular function (GO): rRNA methyltransferase activity; RNA binding; histone H2AQ104 methyltransferase activity
Source: RefSeq, a predicted model, not a curated record
AUGGGUAGACCAGGAUUCUCUCCACGAGGCGGUGGUGGUCGCGGAGGAGGAGGAGGCCGUGGUGGUGGCGGCGGAGAAGGUGGAUUCGGUCGCGGGGGAAGAGGAGGCCGCGGUGGCAGCGGCGGCGGAUUCGGUGGCCGCGGUGGUGCUGGAGUUGGUGGGUUUGGUGGCCGUGGUGGUAGCCGUGGUGGAUUCGGAGGUGGUCGUGGACGUGGUGGUCCCGGAGGCCGUGGACGCGGCGGUCCCGGCGGUCGUGGAGGACGUGGAGGAGGAAAGCCCGGCGGAUUUAGGGGAGGCAAAACGGUCGUUAUCGAACCGCAUCGUCACGAGGGAAUCUUCAUCGCGCGCGGAAAGGAAGACGCACUGGUCACGCUGAACCUGGUGCCGGGAUCGGAAGUGUACGGCGAGAAACGGAUAUCGGUUGAGAAUGAAGGCGAUAAGAAGGAGUACAGAGUGUGGAAUCCCUUCCGAUCGAAGCUGGCAGCUGCCGUGCUGGGAGGUGUCGAUAAAAUUCACAUGCCACCGGGCUCGAAGGUCCUGUAUCUGGGGGCCGCAUCGGGCACAACCGUUUCUCACGUGUCCGACGUCGUCGGCCCGGAGGGAUUGGUGUAUGCGGUCGAAUUUUCGCAUCGUUCCGGGCGCGAUCUGCUGAACGUGGCCAAGAAGCGGACCAACAUCAUACCGAUCAUCGAGGACGCCCGUCACCCGCACAAGUACCGGAUGCUGGUGGGACUGGUGGAUACGAUAUUCGCCGACGUGGCGCAACCGGAUCAAGCCCGUAUCGUAGCGCUCAAUGCACACAACUUCCUCAAGAACGGAGGCCAUUUUGUAAUUUCAAUCAAAGCGUCUUGCGUCGAUUCCACAGCCGUGCCCGAAGCGGUAUUUGCGUCGGAGGUGAAGAAGUUGCAGUCUGAGAAACUAAAGCCCCAGGAACAGAUCACCCUCGAACCGUAUGAACGUGAUCACGCAGUGGUCGUAGGCGUAUACCGACCGCCACCGAAAAGUGCCGCGUAACGGGGUUCCACACAUUUUGGGCCCUUUAUUUAGAGCGUAAGAUUAAUUACUUCUCGUUACACUUUGUGUAUCAACAAACAUUAUUUUUUUCGCAUCAGAUCGAAGAGCUAGAGGUUCGAAUCGGUGUAACAAUGAAGUUUUAUUUUAAACGUUUCAUACUAGAUUACACACA